Messenger RNA from Annulohypoxylon truncatum, 1386 nucleotides. RefSeq lists its product as uncharacterized. Lineage: Eukaryota; Fungi; Ascomycota; Sordariomycetes; Xylariales; Hypoxylaceae. The transcript has a single exon. Gene Ontology annotation, biological process: proteolysis. The coding region runs from base 1 to 1386 and encodes 461 amino acids. Gene Ontology annotation, molecular function: metallopeptidase activity. The record is from RefSeq and is a predicted model, not a curated record.
AUGUCUAGAGCUCAAAGUACUUGCUCGCAUGAGGCCUUGCAACUAGAACCCUCAGCAUACGCCAAAGAAGCUGGAUAUAAUUGGCCUUGUCCAGACCGGAGAUUAGCCGCAACGACAAAAUCAGGGCGGAACCCCCUGAUAGUGAAGGGCCGGAAAGCUGAAGAUGUAGAGAAGCUGAGCGAAAGUAUUGCCAACAAGCUGUCUGGCGCAUUUCCAGGCCCGUUGAUCCUACCAGGCGAUGAACUAGCCCUAGACCCUAAAGACCCGCCACAGUCGUUUCGAUCCUGGCUCAACGAGGGACUGCGCAAGAAUCGAAAGUUGAACAGGAGGCGUAAGACAUUGUAUGUUGCAGUUGCACCUGAGAUCACGUCGGCCGUAAGUUUCAUGAAAACAGGGCUGCAACCAGUCGUUAGCAUGGGUGGCAAGGUAGUCGCUACCAAACAGGUAGAUCCUCCUCUGCCAGAAGAUGUCAUCAGAUACACACGUGUCUUCUAUCAUGGGCUACCUGUUGAAGCCUUUCCAGGUACCUGUCUGCAGUUCGUUCCUUGGGAAGAGUCGAAAAAAUCACGCAAACCAGGCAGUGGCACUGGCUAUGUUGGCCUCAUUGCGGGCAAUGGCUGCACUCGCAUCCGCUACAGGCCAUCUCCUGAUGGUGUUUACAAGUAUCAACUAAAUCUCAACGAUCUCAUUGAUGCCGUUAUCGAGAUGCUACCUGGAGACGCGUAUUCCAUCCUUUUACUUGUCAAUCACGACAUGUAUGAGGAUGAGGAAGACGUAUUUUGCUGUGGUCGGGCUUACGGAGCUAAUCGUGUUGCCGUGGUUUCCACCGCCAGAUACCAUCCUGCCCUAGACAAUCACGCCAACAUUGAUUUUGCGCAUAUGUGGCCGAUAUCUCACUGUAAAUCCUACGUUGACCGAUUCUGCGCGGCAGAGGGUCUCCAACAAGACGAAGGGAUGAACAUCCAGACAAAAAGUACUCCCGGGCCGCUGAGCGCAGCUGUGGAAGCAGUAAGAGGGCUUGAGAACUCGGCUUUGGAAGAUCUACGAGGCUUAUGGUUUUCGAAAAUUGCGAGGACGGUGGUCCAUGAGCUUGGGCACUGUUUAGGUUUUGCUCACUGCGUAUAUUACGCUUGUGUGAUGCAGAGCUCGUCCUGUAUGGCAGAAGACGUCCGACAACCUCCCUAUUUAUGUCCGGUGUGCCUUAGCAAGGUAUCUCAUGCGAUAACUUGCGAACUGGAAGGGCGAGAUGAAGCUGGUAAAGACAAAUACGUCAAAGAGAGGUAUAAAUCCAUAGCGGACUUUUGUGAUUCGUGGAGGCAAGUUGGUCUAUUUGCUGGGUAUGGGGCCUGGCUCCGCGCAAGACUCGAACAGCUCGAAGCAGCAUGA